UACGAACGCAACGCUUGUUGACCUCUGAAAUAUCGAUGGAAUAAACGAUUUAUAAGUUUGUGAAUAAUUGAGAAAUUUUGUGAUUUUAUGGUGUUAUAAAUUUUUGAAUAGUGUUGGGUUUGUGUUCAAAAUGUUGGCAUCAUCGACUCUAUCGACGAGCCUGAAUCGUCAUUCGUUAUCGAGUAUGUUCCAGAAACGAUCUACAAGACCCACCAUGGUGACGGGCCGUCCAGAGAAGCCACUGCCAGCUCUGUCGGCGCGCCCUCCGCCCCCUACAGCGAUAGUGCCCCGCGCGGCGGACGGCCCGCGCCCUCCCGGUUGGAACGGUCAGCCGCGGCGACACGGCUCCAGCAGGUUUAAUGUACAGCAUCACAAUCAAGAGCUCGUCAAACUACCGCCAAUUAAAGAUGCGCCGGCGAACGAGCGGGAACAGCUGUUCGUGCAGAAGCUGCGCCAGUGCUGCCUGCUGUUCGACUUCGCGGACGAGCCGUUGUCUGACCUCAAGUGGAAGGAGGUGAAACGCGCCGCGCUGCUGGAGAUGGUUGAGUACGUCACCUCGCAGCGCGGCGUCGUCACCGAGGCCAUAUAUCCGGAGGCUGUUAAUAUGUUUGCGAUCAACUUGUUCCGUACAUUACCGCCGUCGUCCAAUCCUAACGGUGCGGAGUUCGACCCGGAGGAGGAUGAGCCGACGCUGGAGGCGGCCUGGCCACACCUUCAGCUCGUGUACGAGCUCUUCCUCAGGCUGCUCGAGUCUCCAGACUUCCAGCCCAACGUCGCCAAGAAAUAUAUUGACCAGAAGUUUGUACUACAGUUACUAGAUCUGUUCGACACAGAAGACCCUCGCGAGCGCGACUUCCUCAAGACAACGCUGCACAGGAUAUACGGCAAGUUCUUGGUGUUGCGCGCAUACAUAAGGAAACAGAUUAAUAAUGUAUUUUAUAGGUUUAUAUACGAGACGGAGCACCACAACGGCAUCGCGGAGCUGCUGGAGAUCCUCGGCUCCAUCAUCAACGGCUUCGCGCUGCCGCUCAAGGAGGAGCACAAAUUGUUCUUACUCAGGGUAUUGUUACCAUUGCACAAAGCCAAGUCUCUGUCGGUGUAUCAUCCGCAGCUGGCGUACUGCGUGGUGCAGUUCCUGGAGAAGGACCCCUCGCUAACGCAGCCUGUUGUCAGGGCGUUAUUAAAAUACUGGCCAAAGACGCACUCGCCCAAAGAGGUGAUGUUCCUGAACGAGAUGGAGGAGAUCCUGGACGUGAUUGAGCCGGCUGAGUUCCAGAAGAUCAUGGACCCGCUCUUCCGCCAGCUCGCCAAGUGCGUCUCCAGCCCGCACUUCCAGGUGGCGGAACGCGCUCUAUACUACUGGAACAACGAGUACAUAAUGUCAUUAAUAUCUGACAAUGCGACACACAUCCUGCCCAUCAUGUUCCCAUCACUGUAUCGCAACACAAAGAGCCACUGGAACAAGACCAUCCACGGCCUCGUCUACAACGCACUCAAACUCUUCAUGGAGAUGAACCAGAAACUGUUUGAUGAGUGCACACAACAUUACAAACAAGAGAAACAAAGAGAAAGGGAGCGGUUGUUGUACCGAGAGGAGUUAUGGUUGCGGAUAGAGGCGUGUGCGGCCGCCGCCAAUCAGAGCGCAGCGCUCACGACCCCGCCCACACAGCCGCAGACCACGCCCCCAACGCACUCCGCCCCGCCCCCCGCAACACACCCCACACAUCUCGGGAAUAACACAGAUAGUGCGCGUCGGAUCGAUCGCGAACAGACUGAGACAAGAAAGCCAGUAUUCAACAACAGCAGUAAACCAUUGAUCCGCAAGAAGUCAGAGUUGCCCGCGGACACGGCGACUGUACACGCGCUCGCUGAACACAAGCGAGCUGACGCAUUCCUCUCCACACCACCCGACGUAGAUCACUGCUAGCACUCGGACAAACUAAUAUGUACUUUAUAGCAAUUGAGUUAUGACACAAAUUUGCCCGACUGAUGCUGUCAAAUCCAUCGUAGUGUUUGGACAAGCGAUAAUCAGUUUUAUAGCUAAUGUAUUGAUGGUUCAAAUUUGUCCGACUGAUGCUUCUUGAUAGCUGCGUAUCGCGGACAAGCGAUUAUCAACUUUAUAGCUAUUAAUAUACGGUAAUUUAUUGGUAAUCGAAAUUAUUAAGUCGAUUACAUGUUGAAUGUUAAUAUAUUUAAUAUGAGUGCCAGUAAUGAGUUGCCAUUCAGGUAAUGCUCGACUCAUGUUGUAAUGUAUUUGUUAAAUUUGUACUUAUUUUAUACAAACUAUUCUAAUGUGUGUAUGGAUUUCACGUAAAAAAUUAAAUCUAAAAAAGGAGUUUUUUUUUUUUUUAACUGAACCACAUCUUGAAAUAUGAAUUUUAAAUAGACCAUAAUUAAUAUAUGGCAACUCAACGCAGACAGACAAAAAUUAAAAAUAAUUUAACAAUAUAAGGCCCACAUAAUGUUCACAUAUGUCAUCUUUUCUCGCAGCUUUCAGACCAAAAUCUCGAAAUAAAACAUAUUUUUAUCCCUGUCAUUUUGACAAAAUAGAUAAUAAUGUGUUUUACACAAAGAUUUUGGUCUUAGAAACCAACGAUAAAUCGAAUACCCCGCUUUUUGUUAGUAUUUAAUUUAAAUUUACUGUAUGACACUCCGAGGCAGAAAACUAAUUAAAUGAUACCCCAAAUGUCAUAGUGAAAAGGACAUAAAUAUAUUUAGUAAAGAAUUUGCUCGGAAACAGAAAAAUGCAACCAAAAAAACAGAGGGUUUUGGUUUAUAAAAAGUUCCUUUCUAUUUAGAAAGUUAAUUAAAUAAAUGAGCUUAAUAUCCUCGCCGAAAGAUUGUGAAUCUCGACAGAUUAUAAAAUAUCAAUAUAGUGCGACAAAUUUAUUUGGCUCGGUGACCAAAAGUAACACUA
Messenger RNA from Papilio machaon (common yellow swallowtail), 2917 nucleotides. RefSeq names its product serine/threonine-protein phosphatase 2A 56 kDa regulatory subunit gamma isoform. Gene Ontology annotation, biological process: signal transduction; protein dephosphorylation. The coding region runs from base 131 to 1927 and encodes 598 amino acids. The record is from RefSeq and is a predicted model, not a curated record. The transcript has 12 exons. Gene Ontology annotation, molecular function: protein phosphatase activator activity. Lineage: Eukaryota; Metazoa; Arthropoda; Insecta; Lepidoptera; Papilionidae. Gene Ontology annotation, cellular component: protein phosphatase type 2A complex; nucleus; cytosol.